Tauraco erythrolophus (red-crested turaco) is the source of this 478-nucleotide messenger RNA. NCBI's taxonomy places the organism in Eukaryota, Metazoa, Chordata, Aves, Musophagiformes, Musophagidae. The record is from RefSeq and is a predicted model, not a curated record.
UCUGCGAAGCAACGAUGGCGACAGAAUCUCCGCGCCGCCCCAGUCGAUGUACUGGAGGAGUGGUGGUUCGCCCACAAGCUGUCACGGAACAGUCGUAUAUGGAAAGCGUUGUUACAUUUCUUCAGGAUGUUGUGCCACAGGCCUACAGUGGCACCCCACCAGCAGAAGAAAAGGAGAAGAUCGUCUGGGUCAGAUUUGAAAAUGCAGAUUUGAAUGAUACAUCAAGGAAUAUGGAGUUCCAUGAAAUACAUAGCACUGGGAAUGAACCACCGUUACUGCUAAUGAUCGGAUACAGUGAUGGAAUGCAAGUCUGGAGCAUACCUAUCAGUGGUGAAGCUCAGGAGCUCUUUUCUGUCCGCCAUGGUCCGGUUCGAGCCGCACGGAUUUUACCAGCUCCACAAAUCAGUGCUCAGAAAUGUGAUAAUUUUUCUGAGAAACGGCCUCUUCUUGGUGUAUGCAAGAGCAUUGGAUCUUCUGG